AUGAAGUGCACCUUAUUACUACUACUAGCAUUAUGUGCUCGCUCUAUACAUGCAGAUUCCUUGAACCCAGUGUUUUGGGAGCGUAGUUUCACCAUGGACAUUUCACAGCCCAACAGUCAAGGCACUCUCAUUCAAUCCACUUCAAACAUGGCAACAUCGCAAGACUUUCAGGGUAUCCACAUUGAUUCCAAUCCAAGGAAUGCGCCUGAUAGAAUCAUAUUCAACUUUGGAGAGUGCUGUAAAUCCUCAAACAUCACCAUGGACACUAUUCGGCAAAUAAACCACAACAGCAUCAAUGCCACAUCCAUUGAGUACGCACAAAAGAUAGCGCUUGUAAAGAGAGGCAAUUGCAAUUGGAACGAAAAGUUGACAGUAGUAAACAAUCUGGCAUUAGCCAACAAUAUAAGCAUUACUGCAAUGUUUAUUUACGACAAUGAUACCCACAACAAUGACAACAACAACAUCACCAUUGCUCUAAAGCCGGUUGUUGGCUCUGGAAGCAUUAGUCCGCCCGAAUACUCUACACCGUUACCAGAAAAUAGAUCUGUAAUGAAUAUGACCGACAAUGAUCUUGGCAUAACGAGUCCUUCCACUACAGUGGUUUACUUUGUACCCAAUGUCUAUGGCACUACGUUUGUGGACAGAAUCAACCAAUCAUACAAUGCUAGUGUUCCAAACAUGAGAACAUUUUGGUUAAUUACGCCAUAUCUGGAAGAAGUAAGCUGGGGCUAUGCUGGUGGCGAUAGUUUCUUUUCAACCGGUAAAGGCUAUUUAUCCUAUAUCAUUGCUUUGGCUGCUAUAUUCUUGAUUGGUGUCAUCUUUUUAAGAUGGUGGAGAAUUCGUCGAAUGGGAGCAGGUUAUCCUAACGGAUACACAGGGUUUCAAGGUGGCAAUGGACUUCACAUGCAACCAAGAGCCUCGCAUAUAGAUCCGCUUCCUGUGGACAUUGUCAAUGCAUUACCCAUUGAUAAAUACUCGCCUGAUUUGAUCAAGAAUAUCAAUUGCGCUAUUUGUCUCGAGGAUUUCGUGCCUGGAAAGAAUGAUAUACGAAUUCUUCCUUGCGGCCAUGGCUUCUGUGUACUCUGUAUAGAUCCUUGGCUUACUCAGAAAUCAACAGUGUGUCCUAUUUGUAAAUGGGAUUGCUUGCCUACAGACCUUCGCCGUGAUAGAAAUCAACAGCAACAUGAACAAGAACAACAGCACCAACAAGGGCAGCAUCAACAGCAGCAAGGCGAAGCUGCCACUGGAGAUCAUGAUCAUGCCCAUGCAACCGCCAUCGAUAUGAGCAAUGCUACUCCUUCCGCUUCUGUCACACCACCCCAAGUUGCGCAUGUAGCUCGCAUUACAGGCAGCAUUAUACCACCACCUAUUCUGCCAGCUUCAUCCCCACCACCAUCGCCUCGUAUUACAGAUCGCAAUAUGGCUCCAACAGACGAGGAAAGUCCAUUUGAUAAAGAUGAUUCUACGCCACAUCUCCCUGCUCAUCACUUGAAUAAGUUUGAUCAGGCUAAUGAUGAGAGCGAAAAGCCCGAUUUAAACCCUUUUGAUGGAUCAUCGUCUAUUAUUAGCGAAGCACAGAUACACCAUUCUGCUGAAUCAUCAACACCAGCACAUGUCUCUGUAGAAAUGAAAGAUGAAACGAAGCCAACAUCUAAAGGUCAGCAAAACUAA
This is a messenger RNA of Mucor velutinosus, 1671 nucleotides long. RefSeq lists its product as uncharacterized. The coding region runs from base 1 to 1671 and encodes 556 amino acids. The transcript has 4 exons. The record is from RefSeq and is a predicted model, not a curated record. Lineage: Eukaryota; Fungi; Mucoromycota; Mucoromycetes; Mucorales; Mucoraceae.